GCCCACAAAAUACGUUUAGUGCGCUCACUAGAUCAUAGUAUAUACUGAGACAUAACUGAAACUGACAGAGCACGAGAAAGACAUAGACGCACUUUGCUUUUCUGUCUGACAGCUGGACGGACAGAAGCAAAUUUUACUUAAAUUAUUUUACAUAGUUCCUAAGCAAAAUCACAAUGGUAAACGGUGGAUAUCUAAAAGACAUUCAGAGUCAAGACAGAAGGCGUGGACGUGGCAUGGACAGAGCAAUAUGUGGCUUAGUUCGUGAAGAAAACUGUGGAUUAUAUCGCAAAUUGAAACACUUACAGUGAAGAAAAGCUGACUGAAGGUCAUGAGGAUGGCCUCUUGGGAAGAGAAUUUGGGUCAGCCCAAUCGCUCUGUGCUGGAGAUGGAGGGGCCACCAGACCUGUCCAGCUCCCUCUUCAAUCUCAGCAGCAGUUAUGGGGCCACAGGGUCUUUCCUCUGGCUGUUUCCAUCAGAGAACGUCACAUGGACCACCAUGAGGCCCACAAUGCAGCCAGUUGCCCCUCCACGGGUACGGGACCAAGCCUUGGCCCAGGCGGAGAUUGGGGUGCUGGGGCUGGUGCUUGCUCUCACUGCUCUGGGUAACGGAUUUGUGCUGUGGGUGCUGCUGCGUAGGAAGAAACAUGCUCCCAUGCAUCUCUUCAUGGUCAAUCUGUGCGUGGCUGACCUGGUAGUGGCCUUCUUUCAGGUGCUGCCACAGUUGGUGUGGGACAUCACUGAGCACUUCCAUGGCCCUGACGCUCUGUGCCGCUCCGUCAAAUAUUUGCAGAUUGUCGGGAUGUUCGCAUCAUCCUAUAUGAUCGUGGCCAUGACUGUGGAUCGGCACUAUGCCAUCUGCUGCCCCAUGCAGGCGUAUCGCGGGGGCGCGCCCUCUCGCUGGAACACCCCUAUCAUGGUUGCAUGGGGCCUGGCCCUUUUGCUCAGUUUACCACAGGUGUUUAUCUUCUCACGGUCAGAGGUGUCCCCUGGGGUGUUUGAAUGCUGGGGCCACUUUGCUGAGCCAUGGGGUCUUAAAGCAUACGUCACCUGGAUGACUGUGGCUGUGUUCAUAUUGCCAGCCUUAAUCAUCACUGUCUGUCAGGUUCGCAUCUUCAGAGAAAUCCAUGACAAUAUUUACCUGAAGUCAGAGCGGGUGGUGACGGCGGAAUUCAAGAGGAACUCUGUCUUCUUCCACUUUGCUCAGCGGGAGGGGGGCAGGGGAAGGAGCAGAGAGAGAAACAGACAGAGCAGACACACUCACCAUGCUGACAGCAGUUUCAGUCAAGCUCACUGCAGCUCCUCACAUCGUGCCAGAGAGGAAGAGUCCCACUCAAGCCUAUAUGAUGACUACUCUCAGACUUUACCCUGCAGGAGCUCUAUCUGUGAGCCCUGCUUUGGGCCCCGCCCCUCUUCAGACAGCUCCUCCCCUUCCAUCACAACUCACCAGCAAAACACCCCCAACCAUCUCUCAGACCCCUCCCAUUCUCAGUCAUUAUCAGCCAAUAGCGUUUCUCCAAACAGCUCUGGAACUUCUGAACUGUGGCCAGAUGUGCUUCCAGAUGCUUUUCCCAUUCCGACAGUGUAUUCGCACCCGCCACCUCUCCCAGGUGUGACCAAGGCCAUGUCUAAGACGGUUAGGAUGACUCUUGUCAUUGUGCUGGUCUACACCAUCUGCUGGUCUCCCUUCUUUAUUGUUCAGUUAUGGGCAGCCUGGGACCCCAACCCACCAAACCAAGGGGCUGCUUUUACUAUCCUGAUGCUGCUAGCCAGUCUAAACUCCUGCACUAACCCGUGGAUCUACACAGCCUUCUCCAGCAGUGUGUCCCGUGAGCUGCUCGCACUGCUGCGCUGCCAAACCGGAUCCCCACGUCGAGGUUCCCUGCCGGACGACUCAACCACAACUCACACGUCAACCAACACCAAGGACUCAUUAUACUGACCUCUGGCCUGACUCUACUACUACACACACACACACACCAGCACAUGGCAAACACUGAUGUGAUGGGCUAGACCCUUUCCCAAAUGCUACUCUUUGCCCACAUUUCGGUGGCAUAAUGGCAGAUACAUUUGUCCUCGUGAACAGCCUUUCACCCUACGAUCUUAUGAACUUCACAGGCACGCGCCACAAGUGUGCAUGAAGUGCGCCAUUUGAUGCAGGACUGGGGUAAUGUCCACACAUGUCCUUUAGAGAUUCAGAAACAUGGUGGUUACACAAUAUGAACAGCAGAUACUGAUCCAUUAAUAACAACUUGCAUCAGUUUGAAAGACAAAACCACAUCGCCAUGCCUAGUGCAUUUCACAGACAGCUGUCCGUUCAGUCACACGAAAGCAGACUGGAGUGAUGAAUCAAGAGGAAGAGGAGGGGGAUGUGCUAGGAAGCGAAGGAUCAGAGGUCCUCCAUUGUUCUCCAUCUUUCUUUCAUGCCUCAACCGAGUGUUUUCAUAGAUUAGCAUCACAGGAUUAUAUCAGAAUUCACCGUACAAAGUAAGUGUGGAGAAUGCAUGUGAACAACACAUACAGAAUGGACAAAACGUUAUCUGGAUAUACUCGAGAUAGCUGCACAAGACCAGCGGCAAGAUGCUGCGAAUUAGAUCGUCAGAAGUUUAGGGGAACAUAUUCACCACCAGCAAGAAUGUUAUGAAAAUAUCAUGACAUGGGAAUCAAACACAGUGGCAGCUUAGUGAUUUUCUGAAUUAUAUGUCAAAUCUAAAGAAAGACACUGUGAAUUGAAUUGGUUAACAGUAUUUGAGUACUAGCUAAAUGAUUAGAAUUGCUGCAGUGGAAGGGAUUACAGCAGGCAGAAAUCUACAUUUGACCACAGCU
Rhinichthys klamathensis goyatoka is the source of this 2823-nucleotide messenger RNA. It is a transcript of the gene avpr2ab, whose product is annotated as arginine vasopressin receptor 2a, duplicate b. The record is from RefSeq and is a predicted model, not a curated record. Lineage: Eukaryota; Metazoa; Chordata; Actinopteri; Cypriniformes; Leuciscidae. Gene Ontology annotation, molecular function: vasopressin receptor activity; peptide binding. Gene Ontology annotation, biological process: regulation of systemic arterial blood pressure by vasopressin; positive regulation of vasoconstriction; G protein-coupled receptor signaling pathway. The coding region runs from base 329 to 1939 and encodes 536 amino acids. The transcript is spliced from 6 exons. Gene Ontology annotation, cellular component: membrane.